GGGCACCUCAAAUCUAAGAGAAAGAAGAUGAUGACUUCCGGUGGCAGCGAGCAAAUGACUCGAUCUCCUCAAAAGGGAGGAGAAAAUAAAGCAUCAUUAGAAGGCCUUCCAUUGGAAAGCAGUCCCUACGUGAAAUUCACGGACUUGGAGGACUACAAGAACAGAGCCUACGGCACCCAAGGCCACCUCGAGCCCAAGCCCGGCCAUGGCGGCGGCAGCACCGACGCUCCCACGCGCUCCGGCAGCAGCCUCUCCGACACCAACGUGUUGGGGGUUGAAGCGGUUCACAAGCACGUUUUGUCUUGAAAAUAGGUUAGAAUUUAGCGUCGACCUCUUGCCAUGAAUAGUGAUUCGUGCUAGGGUUGGAUAUUAAGGAUAGGAGAUAGUCACGACAAUCCUAUUAUAUAGGAUGAUUUGGCACUUCUGUGAUACGUGUUCUUAGCUUCGAUCGUCGACUGUGAUCGAAUUCAUGAAAUUCGUACUAGCAGCAAGAGUUUGCAAUUUUCUAGCCGAUCCGAAAGCCUAUUUAGUCGAUUCGAACGUGCCACUGUAAUUUUCCAUUAUGAGUUGCAAGCAAGAAGGAAACUUCCUGUUUGAUCGAACCAUUUCUCUGAUAAAGACGAUGGGAAUGAACUGAGGUAGACUGCAUC
This is a messenger RNA of Rhodamnia argentea, 650 nucleotides long. RefSeq lists its product as uncharacterized. The transcript has a single exon. The coding region runs from base 28 to 306 and encodes 92 amino acids. The record is from RefSeq and is a predicted model, not a curated record. Lineage: Eukaryota; Viridiplantae; Streptophyta; Magnoliopsida; Myrtales; Myrtaceae.